AUGUCUUCGCUGUUUUCGCAAGAGAAAAUUGACAAGCUCGCCGAUAAGCUGGGCGUCUUCGUCACAGCUGCGAGCGAGAAAGUCAAGGAAGUCACAGAAAAGACACUCAACAAGGAUACGCCUCUGGAGAAGAACCUGAAGGAGGCGACGAGCGACAAGAACUGGGGCUGCGCCACGACAGUGUUGAGCGAGAUCGCACAAUGUUCGUUCAACUGCACGGACUAUUUACUGAUUAUGAAAUUCAUGUGGUCGGCGCUGGCUGAGCCCCCGAAGAAAUGGCGGCGGAUUUUCAAGGCCUUGACGCUGUUGGAGUAUCUUCUGAAGAACGGCAACGACAGAGUAGUGGAGGACACGCGCGAGAAUCAGUUCGCUCUGCGAGUGCUGCAGCAGUUCAGCUUCACCGAGGAGGGACGCGACAAAGGAGCGGGAAUCCGUGAGAAGGCGAAGCUCAUCUGCCGUCUGGCGUUCGAUCCUGAGCUGCUGAAGGAGGAGCGUGAAACAGCGCAGAAGAACAGAAACAAGUACGUCGGCAUCGGCGCGCGAGGCGAGUGCACCAGCUUCUCCAGUGCCGCUUCGAUCUCUUCGGCGACGUCCUUCUCUAGCGCGCCAAAUUCCUUUUCUUCCUUCAACGCGAGCAAUAAAAUCGCGGCGCGGGCGCGCGCGGGCGACGUCCACACCGCCGGGCGGCCCUUCGGGCCCUCGCGGUCGGCCGCUGGAGCCUUGGGCUCCACGACCGGCUCCGGCGCAAAGGGCCGAGACGGCCGAGGCACGCCCAGAGGCGCCCUCGACUGCAGCACCACCGAUGGCGCGAGUGCGGGUCGCAGGUCGCCGACGGCGGAGGAUCCGCACGGCAAAGGUGCCAAAGACGACGACAGGAAAAGCGGCUCUACCGGCAAGAAGAAGAAGAACGAGAAAGAGGACGACAAACACCAUCGACGCAGACAGAAGGAGCGCAGCCAGAUCACGCCGAGCGACGAUCUGCUGGCGCUGGACGAGGAUUUCCAGAGCGCAACGCUGGCCGCGCCUGCCGCGCGCGUCCCCCCGGUGUUCUCGGACGACUCGCUCUUUGGGAACGACGACAAUUGGAGCGGCUUCACGGCUGCGUCGUCCGCAUCGACGGAGACUGCGGCGAAGACGAUUGCGGCGGGUGCUUCAGCUGCAGCAGGCGGAGGCGCGCUGCCGUUCGAGCUGUUCCCGGCACCCCCCGCCCCAUGGAGUGCGCAGUCUGGGGUCCAGGCGGGAAACCAGGCCGCGGACUCGAGCGCGGCGAACGAUCUCUUCGGCGGCUUCCAGGCUGCGCCUCCACAGUCGGCUAGCGGCGGCGCGGCCGCGGUGUCUUCGGGUCUAUCGUCUCUGGACUUCUUCGCUGCGCCGACGCCCACCGUGUCCGCGCUGCCUCAGUCUCAGAAUGCCAGUCUCGCGGGCGGCGACAAGAAUCCCUUCUCAGCACCGCCUGCGCCUGCAGCUAGCCAGCAGAGACCUACAGAAGGCUUUUUUGCCGAUUCGGCGUUCGCCACGUUCAGCAUGAACGUCGCAGGCGACGGAGCUCAGCCUCAGAAUCGCCUGGCGACUGGCGACGCGUCUAUGGGCCGCGCGGCCCUCUCAGUCGCUGCGACAGGACUCCCCUCCACUCGUUCGCCUCAGCAGGCCGCGAGCUUCGGAGCGGCGAGUGCUUCGCCGGCUUCUUCCGCCUUCCCCGCUGCGUCUCCUCUCGCGACUGCGACGGGGGCUGCCCCCGCCGCGGGCCCUGGAGCCAUGCCGAAUUUGUUUCCAGCUCCGCAGGCGGCAACUCCCUCUUUCUACGGUCAGGCGCCCGUGAAUGCGUUUGGGGGCGGCGCGCAGCCCGCGCCGUCGCUUCCAACGUUCCCGCUGCAGCCCGCUGCCUCCCAGAGCGGCGCGGCGUUCCCCGCCUUCCCGCAGGCCUCCUCGGCGCCCUUCUUUGGAGCCCAAGGCGGUGCAGGCGCGGGCGCGCCUGCUGCAGGGGCCUUCGGCGCGUUCCAGGCGGCGCCUGCGCCUGCACCUCUGUUGGGCGCUCUGUCGGCCGGCGCGCCCGCGCCCGGUGGCAUGCGCCUGAUGUCUCCUUUCCCGGGCGCGCCCGCGCCCGGAGUCGGCAAGACUGGCGCGUAG
This is a messenger RNA of Besnoitia besnoiti, 2127 nucleotides long. RefSeq names its product ENTH domain-containing protein. NCBI's taxonomy places the organism in Eukaryota, Apicomplexa, Conoidasida, Eucoccidiorida, Sarcocystidae. The transcript has 12 exons. The record is from RefSeq and is a predicted model, not a curated record. Gene Ontology annotation, cellular component: clathrin vesicle coat; endosome; plasma membrane. Gene Ontology annotation, biological process: endocytosis. Gene Ontology annotation, molecular function: phospholipid binding; clathrin binding. Bases 1 to 2127 code for a protein of 708 amino acids.